AUGACGAGGCGUCGGCGGUCCGGCCGCAUUUUAUGGCCCGUUAUCGGCGCGAUCCUGCUAUUUGUUGUUGUUGAGCAGACCCAAUCGGUGAGUUGUUUUAUAAUUUGUGGCUAGAUUUGUAAAGGCACGGGGCCGUUUUUUGGCCCAGUCGUUUUGAAAUUGCGUAGGCCUGGCUUGACGGGAAACCUUGACAAGAUGAUGCUGAGACUGAGGCUGAACUAAGGCCGGGUUAAGGCUAAGUUUAAGGCUAAGGCUAAAGCUAAGGCUGAACUGAGGUUGGGCUGAGACCGGACUAAGACUAAGCUAAAUUUAAAGCUGAGGCUUGGCUCAGGCUGGGCUGAAACUGGAGCUGAGGCUGAGUUAAGGAUGAGUUGAGGCUGGGCUGUCGCUGGGCUGAGGCUCUGUUGAGGUUGAACCGUGGCUGGGCUCGAAGCAAGUCUUGGCGCUUUUGACUCUGUGAUACAACGUGCAAAAGCGACAAGACUUUUUUGUCGCUCUGUCUAUAGUGAAAGCAUAACAAAUCUCUAGAAAAUUCUAACUUCUUCAAAAAUUUUUCGUUAUAUGGGGGUGUUUGUUAUAAGAGAGAUCGUUAUACAGGAGUUCUGCUGUAGAAACAUGCUUUUAUGUUUUAAGGCGAAGUUUUAAGGCCAUAGAAAUACGAUUUUUAUAUAAAAAAAUGGCUGUUUUGGCGGUAUUGCAAAGAAAAAUGGCUUUAAAUUAUGUAAAUCAAUGCUGAGGCUGCUGGUGUUUUUGGCCACAUUUCUGGCCUGAUCAACCAUGUAAAAAAGUGUAGCAAAACUUCUGAAUAACGAACAAAUUUGAAAUUAAUUUUUUAUCCAAGGGUUGUAUUUUACACUGUGUAGCAUUAGCCAGAGAUUUAAAAGUUGUUUGUUAUACUGGAGUUUUGUUAUACAAAUCAUACUGUAUUAUCACAAACUUUAACGAAAUUUUAAAACACCAUGCCAAAAAAAAUUUUUGUGUUGCAAAAACUUUAUUUGCGAUUUUUCAAAUUUUAAUUUUUUAUUUUUCUUGCUCCUUCGACCACAUAUUUACUUUUACAACCCCCCCCUCCCAAUCGCAUAUUAACUUUUUGCCAACGGCUUUUUGUCAAUAACCAGCCGGCUUUUAUAAAUAUCCAAAAAAAAUAUAUAUUGCCGGAGGCGGUUGGUGUGCAAUCAGCGAAAAGGUCAUUAAUUUCGGGACGUUCAAACUCUUGGGGCACAUGAAAAAAGGCGAGGGAUGAGUCACGACAGGUGGCCAUCGUACCAGCAUUCAGGUGUCGGGAAAAGCCAACUUUUUUCCCGUUUUUUUUUGCAGUUUGGAAUCAGGAAGAAGUUUAAGGAAGACAAAAACUUCUGAUUUAAAAAAAAAUUUAAAUUUUUAAAAAUUUUUAAUUUACUACAUUAAAACUCUUGUAUAACAAACAAUAAAAGCUUAAAAACGCAUUUUAAUAGCUAAAAUAAUUUUGAAAUUCACUUUUAAUGAUUACUACUAAUAUGAACUGUCAUUUUUCACUAUUUUUGAGCAUUAAAACAGAAUGCCAAAAUUGGCGGGAAAAAUCAAAUUCAAAAACGCAUUUUUAAAGGCUGAAUUAACUUUGAAAUUCACUUUUAAUGAUUACUACUAAUAUAAAAUGUCAUUUUUCACUAUUUUUUGAUCUUCAAAACAGAAUGCCAAGAUUGGCGUAAAAAAUUAAAUUCAAAAAUAAAAACUGAAGAUAAGCAUUUUUAAUGUCUAAAACAAGUGAGAAGUAGAGAAUAGCUUAUUAGGCCAUCACUAAUUCCGGCCAAACAAAGUUUAAAAGUAGCCGAGCCAGAUCGCACAGGCCCAAAAGCCAAGCUUAACCCCAGUGGCUCCCAGUUUAGGUCUCGCAACGAAAGAUUUACUUGUGAAAAAUUCUAAAUGAGAUGUCAAUACAAUACAUACUAAACAAAACUAUUUUCAGCAAGCCACAUGCCGAGACUGUACGCAACGAGGCUGUUUCUGUGUGGGAGAGAAGGGUUCUAUGGUAAGUUUGUUACUCAUUUUUUAAAAAUUUAAACAAAUUUUAUAUGAAAUCCAAACAAAAAUCAGAAAUAAGCUUAAGCUUAGGCUUAGUAGGCUUAAAAUUUUCUUUAAUAAGCGUCUGUUCAACAAGAUUUUUUCGGUCGAAAAAUUUGAAGAAAGCCUUUGAACUGACCAUUGGCCAGAGGUUAAUGAAGACUGAUUGGGCUGUCAAGUAGAAUUUGAUUUUUUACGUUUUUAGGUUGAGAAUUUCAGUUUUACACUUUGAAAUUUAAUUUUAGGCUUAUAAAUUUUAAUUUAGGGAUAUGAAUUUAAGCUUAUAAUUUAGUUUUAGGCUAAUAAAUUCAAUUUUAUGCUUAAAAAUUAAUUUUAAGCCUUUACGUUUAGCUCUUAAAAUUAAUUUUUAGGCUUAGAACUUCAGUUUUAGACUUUAAAAUGGAUUUUAGGCUUAACAAUUUAGCCUUAAGCCUAAAAUUUAGAUUUAGAAUUAAAAUUAAUUUUUAGGCAUAAAAAUUUAGCUUUUUUAGGCUUAAAAGUGGUUUUCAGGCUUAGAAUUUCGAUUUUAGGUUUAAAAAUUCAAUUUUAUGCUUAAAAAUUAAUUUUAAGCCUUUACGUUUAGCUCUUAAAAUUAAUUUUUAGGCUUAAAAAUUUAGCUUUAGGCUUAAAAUUGAUUUUCAAUUUAGAAUUUCAAUUUUAGGCUUAACAAUUAUUGCUUAAGUUCAAAAAUAGAUGUUAAGCCUAAAAAUGAUGUUUUUUUGUUUUUAGGCCUAGCAGUUAAAUUAUAGGUUUAUAAACUUCGGUUUAGGCUUAAAAAUUCAAUUUUAGGCUUAACAAUCGAACUAAAUUUUCAUUUUUUGUUUAAAAUUUUAAGAAAUUUAAAAAAUUAUUCAAAUUCGCAUUUUCCAGGGAACACCUGGACCCCAAGGUCCACCUGGAGCACCCGGAACUCGCGGCUUCCCCGGACCCGAAGGUCUGCAAGGGCCCAAAGGUCAGAAGGGCGCACAAGGACCACCUGGACCACAAGGAAUCAAAGGAGACCGAGGACCGGUUGGUGUACCCGGCUUCCCCGGCAAUGAUGGUGCAUCUGGUCGACCCGGAGAGCCUGGACCACCCGGUCAACCCGGUUGGGACGGAUGUAAUGGUACCGACGGUCUAGCUGGUCUACCUGGACCGGCUGGUGCACCCGGUUUGCCUGGAUUCCCUGGUACGCCUGGAUUGCCUGGCGCUAAGGGAGAACCGGCUAUUGGCUAUGCUGGAGCGCCUGGAGAGAAGGUAGGUUGCGCGGGCUGCGGGGGACAUGUUAUACGAAGGAAUGUGUUUUUGGACUUUUUGGGUUUGUAAAGAAAGUUUUUGCCAUUUUUUGUUUUGUAAAGAAAGUUCUUGCCAUUUCAUAAUUUUAAAAAUUUCAGGGAGACGGCGGUAUGCCAGGUAUGCCCGGCUUGCCCGGAGCCCCGGGCCGCGACGGAAUGCCCGGUGAUAAGGGAGAUCGUGGUGACUCGGGACCACCGGGACCACGAGGACCACCUGGAGAGCAAGGUCUGCCCGGAAACCCUGGAAUCGGAUCGAUUGGACCAAAAGGAGACCCUGUACGUUUAACUUUGUCAUAUUUUUGCAUUACACACCCCACAAUCGACCGGUCGAUUCCUUUGACACCACUAUUGCAAAAACUUUCGUUCCACUUGGGUUACACUUGCAAAAACUUUAGUUCCAAUCACGGAAAAUGGAAAAAUAUUUUAUUUUUUAAAUUGUUUUAAAUUUGCAUAAUUUUUAAGUUUUCAUCAUAAAAUUGCACUGUGCAAGGUAAUGUUAUGGAAAACGCAAUAACUUUGUUUCCACCAAACAAAAAAAUUUUUUAUGGUAACAGUGAAACAUCACGCCACAUAUUUUGCAAAAACUUUUUUUCCAACACCUACAUUGAUCAAAAUUCACUUAAAACGCAAAAACUUUAUUUCCACUCUGCACCGUGCAAGACAAAAUUGCAAAUUACGCAAUAACUUUGUUUCCACUGAAGCAAAUACAACUUUUUUGGUCAUAAUAAAAGACCGCGUCACUGAUCAUGCAAAAAUUUUGUUUCCAACACCAACAUUAGCCAAAAUCCACAUAAAACGCAAAAACUUUAUUUCCAUUCCGCACCGUGCAAAACAACCACCUAUCAAGCAAAAACUUUGUUUCCACGCACAAUGCAAAAACUUUCGUUCCACCGCACACUUUCUGUCAAAUUUUUGGACUAAUUUUGCGUCCCCGCGACCAAUUUGUAGGGCGAUUUGGGACAGCCUGGACCACCGGGACCACCUGGACCGCGCGAAUUCACCGGCUCCGGCUCGAUUGUGGGGCCGCCUGGCCGCGAGGGCGAGAAAGGUGCCAAGGUAAUGUGGUUUUUAUUGUUUUAGGGAGAUUACGGUCCACAAGGGCCACCCGGUCCACCCGGACCAGUACCAUCGACCGGUGCCAAAGGCGUCAUUGUUGGGCCUGAGGGCGCGCCUGGCGAGAAAGGAGAGAAGGUUGGAUUCAUAAUUUAUCUACCCCAUACCCCAUACCUCUACCCCUAUCCCUACCCCUAUUCAAGCCCUACCGAUGUAACAUGCCCUGCCCCACAGUAGACCUACCGUAAUCCUACUCUGAGUUACGGUAAUGCCAGGUUUUUUGUCUCACCCCUACCCCUACCAUAUGAUUGUCAUACCCUACUGAUAUAGCGUACUCUGCCCUCCCAUACCUUACCUACAGUAUGCUUAUCGUAACCGUACUCUGAGUUACGGUAAUGCUAUCUCCCCCCCCCCUCCUCUGCCUCUACUCUAGCCUACAAUAGUCUCGAGCUACCGUAACCCUAUCUUACCUUACCCUACACUUAUGUUAAUCUUCUACAUUACUAUGUUAUAUGUAUGUACAUGUAUAUCUACUAUGUAACGCCACCUAAUACAAGUCUUAUAGGGAGAACCUGGAGAUGCUGGAGCCCGCGGUUACCCGGGUAUGGGUGGCCUUCCCGGUCAGCCGGGUUUCCCCGGAAUGAAGGGAGAGAAGGGUCUGCCUGGACCUGCUGGACCUAGAGUAAGUUGUCAUAACUAAAGCUUCAAAAAUAUGGUAUCAUUAGUACCAACAGUACUAUUUUUAUUAUUUUUAUAAUAUUUUUUUUUAAUUUUUGAAAAAAAUAAUGUUUUAUGUGGUGGUACCACUAGUACCAUUUGUACCAAUAGUAUCAACAGUACUAUUUCAAAAAUAUGGUACCAUUAGUACCAGCAGUACCAUUUUUAUAAUAUUUUUUUUUUAUUUUUGUAAAAAUAAGGUUUUUAUGUUGUGGUACCACUAGUACCACUAGUACCAACUGUGCCAACGGUACCAGUAGUACCAUUUUCAAAUUUAAAAAAUAUUUCUAAUUUUUAAAUGUACUUUUACAAAAUUAAAAAAAAAUUAUUUUUGGUACUAUUAGUACCAUUAGUACCAAAACUAGUACCACUAGUACCAAAAUCACUACCACUAAUACCAAAGCCAGUACCACCAAGUACCAUUUAUCAAAAUUUCCAUUUUAGGGUAAAGAAGGUCGUGGCGGCCUGCCCGGACCCCCAGGCUUCAAAGGAGACCGUGGUGUAGACGGCCUACCUGGUAUUCCCGGAGCCAUCGGACCGAAGGGAGAUCAAGGCUUCCCCGGACGUGACGGACCCAAGGGAGAACGUGGACCACCUGGAUUGCCAGGAGGCGGCGAAUUCUCCGACGGACCACCCGGACCACCUGGAUUGCCUGGUAUGAAAGUUUUUGGCUAGCCUAGCUUAAUUUUUUGAUUUUUUGGUUUGUAAAGAAAGUUUUGGUCAUUUUUUGGUUUGGAAAGAAAGUUCUUGCCAUCUUUGCUUUUGUAAACAAAGUUUCUUCUAGGACGCCACGGUAACCCCGGACCACCAGGAAACGAUGGCUACCCAGGCCAACCUGGGCCACCAGGUCCACCCGGCUUAUCCGGCGGCCCUGGACUACCUGGAUUGCCCGGACUAGAAGGUCUGGCCGGACCAAAGGGAGACAAGGGAGAUGGCGGCAUUCCUGGUGCACCUGGAGUACCUGGAUCACCUGGAAUUCCCGGUCCACUUGGCCCCAAAGGUGAACCUGGAUUACGUGGUACUCCGGGCCAAAGCAUCCCCGGACUGCCUGGAAAAGAUGGCCGACCUGGACUGGAUGGAAUGCCUGGACGCAAGGGAGAAAUGGGACUGUCUGGACUACGUGGACCACCUGGAGACUCGUUGAAUGGUCUGCCUGGACCACCAGGACCACGUGGUGUUCCCGGACCAAAGGGUUACGAUGGACGUGAUGGGGCACCUGGCUUGCCUGGACUACCUGGUCAUAAGGGUGACCGUGGUGGUACCUGUUCCCAAUGUGCCCCAGGCGCUAAGGGCGAGAAAGGUCAGGGCGGCUACCCUGGCAUACCUGGACCACAAGGCGAACGUGGAUUGCCUGGUAUUCCUGGCGCACCCGGAGACUCCGGUGAUGAUGGACUACCUGGACCACCUGGACAAACUGGACCACCUGGACCAUCUGGCAAAGAUGGACUACCUGGAAUGCCUGGACAGAAGGGUGAACCAACCCAGCUGGUACUUCGACCUGGACCACCUGGCUACCCUGGAAUGAAGGGAGAGCCUGGAUUCCCUGGACAACCUGGACUACCUGGAGUCGAAGGCAAAGAUGGUGUACCUGGUGCACCUGGGCUACCUGGACCGGCUGGGAUUAAGGUAAGUUUUUGGGCUAGAAAAAGUUACAGUAACCAAAGAUUUUUCGGUACCAUUAGUCCCAAGUGUACCAUUUUCACAAAAAUUUUUAAAAUUUUAGGGCGAGCCUGGACUACCUGGAAUCCCCGGCAAACCCGGCUCAGAUGGCCUCCCCGGUAUGCCUGGACUGAAAGGAGACGCUGGCUAUGGUCAACCCGGACUACCCGGUCUGCCUGGACCAAAAGGAGAUUCCGGCUAUCCUGGACCACCUGGAAUAGAAGGACCACCAGGACCAAUGGGACCACCACCACCACAAGACCUGCUUCAGCCUGGAGAACCGGGACAGCCUGGAUUGCCUGGACUGCCUGGAACGAAGGGUGAGCCUGGAUUCCCCGGUGGAAAUGGAGAGCCUGGACUGCCUGGAUCACCUGGAUUCCCUGGAGCUAAGGGCGAACCUGGUAAGGCUGGUUUUCGGGGAAUUUUUGGCUGUAAAAAAAAGUUCUUGCGGUUUUUAAAAAAAUUAAAAUUUUUUAAAAUUUUUGUAAAGAAAGUUUCUGCACUUUAAAAAAAAGCGGACCGUUUCACAAAUUUUCAAAAAAUAUUGUUAUAGGUAUGCCUGGACUACCUGGAGCCGACGGUCUACCCGGAAUUCCUGGCGAAAAAGGAUUUGGCGGCCAAAAUGGCCUACCUGGACUACCUGGAGCCAAGGGAGAUGGUGGACUACCUGGACUGCCCGGAGCACCUGGAGAGAAAGGAGAACCAGGACAAACCAUUCCUGGCACACCUGGAGCACCCGGCUUCCCCGGACUGAAAGGUGAAGCUGGAUUACCUGGACUACCUGGUCAUCCCGGAGCCGAAGGUCUACGUGGUACACCUGGUAUACCUGGAGAGAAAGGCUUGCCCGGACUAAACGGUCCACCUGGAGCACCUGGAUUCCCUGGACUGAAGGGUGAGCCCGGAUUUCCCGGAAUUCCUGGAAAAGAGGGACCACAAGGACCAGUUGGACCACCUGGAGUGCCCGGUAUUCCCGGAGAGAAGGGCGACGGUGGAUUGCCUGGACUGCCUGGAGUUGAGGGUCAGAAGGGUGAGGGCGGCUUCCCUGGCGCACCUGGGCAAGACGGCUUGCCUGGACUACCUGGACCAAUCGGACCGAAAGGAAACGCUGGCUAUCCUGGAGUGCCUGGAGCUAAAGGCGACGCUGGCUUCCCUGGACAACCCGGCCUAGCCGGAGAACGUGGAAACGAUGGUAUGCCUGGACUACCUGGUAUCCCAGGAGAGAAGGGUGCACCCGGCUUCCCAGGCCAGCCUGGACCAGAAGGAUUAUCUGGUGCACCAGGACCACAAGGUGAAGCUGGACUACCUGGACUGCCCGGACAAAAGGGAGAACAUGGACUGCCUGGACGUGAAGGACCAAAAGGAAAUGGUGGACUACCUGGCCCACCUGGACUUAAUGGUCCUGUUGGUCAGCCUGGCUUGCCUGGAUUCCCUGGAACGAAGGGAGAUGCUGGUACACCUGGCUAUGGAUUGCCUGGAUUGCCUGGAGAGAAGGGACUGCCUGGAAUUCCUGGAAAGCCCGGAAGAGAAGGACCAGUCGGACCACUUGGAUUGGAAGGCCCACCUGGAUUCCCUGGACAAAAGGGCGAUGGAGUAGGUUUAUGCUUUUUUUUAGGCUUAGCCAAUCAGUUUUUUGGCUAAAAAAUUGAGUUUUAGGCUAAAUGGCUCACUAAUAAACCAAAUUUUAGGGCCUACCUGGCUUACCAGGCCAACCCGGAGAAGCCGGCCUACCAGGCCUACCCGGACCAAAGGGUCAAGCUGGUUUACCUGGAUCACCUGGCCUCCCAGGAGGACCAGGCAAAGACGGUCAACCUGGAGCACCUGGAUUCCCUGGAGAAAAAGGCCAAAGUGGACUACCUGGACUGCCUGGAGAACGUGGUGUAGAUGGAUACCCCGGCCAAAAGGGAGAUGCUGGACUACCUGGCCAGUCUGGUCUACCUGGACUGCCUGGAGAAGUGGGACAGCCCGGCGUACCUGGCUUCCCUGGUAUUAAGGGUGACGCUGGACUGCCUGGUCUUAACGGUCAGCCUGGAUUCCCUGGAGAGAAAGGAGACUCUGGCUAUCCUGGAGCCCCGGGACAAGAUGGACUACCUGGAUUGCCUGGAGCUAAAGGAGAAAGUGGACUGCCUGGACCGAAUGGACCACCUGGAAUUGGCUACCCCGGCGCCAAAGGAGAACCUGGACUACCUGGAAUACCUGGCAAAGAAGGCGUACCUGGACUGCCUGGCUCUAAAGGAGAACAAGGACCAGCUGGCUUCCCUGGUCAGCCCGGCUUGAAGGGCGAGUCUGGCCCAACUGGCUUCCCUGGACUGAAAGGAGAGCCUGGAAUGCCUGGAAUACCUGGAAAGCGAGGAGAAGAUGGACCAGCUGGACCACCUGGAGUGCCCGGAUUCCCCGGAGCUAAGGGUGAACAAUGCGAGCCUGGACUGCCUGGUCAGCCUGGUCAAAGUGGAUUACCUGGACUGCCUGGCGCUAAAGGUAAGGAUUGGGGCUUAGGCUUACACUUGGCUACUUGUUAAACUUAGGCUAAAAAGCUAAUAAACCCAAUUUUCAGGUGAACUAGGCCUACCUGGCUUCCCCGGAGCCAAAGGAGACGCCGGCUUCAACGGUGCACCAGGUCAACCUGGCCUUCCUGGACCAAAAGGAGACGCUGGACUACCUGGACUGCCCGGUCCCGAAGGUAUGCCUGGACUAGAAGGACCACCCGGACAGCCCGGUCAACCUGGACCAUCACCACUCACUCAGCCUGGUCAGAAGGGUAUGCCUGGACCACCCGGUCCACCUGGACUACGUGGAGAAAAGGGCUCACCUGGCUUGGAUGGACCUCCUGGACUACAAGGUGUACCAGGUCUGCCUGGUGCUAAGGGUGAGCCUGGCUAUCCUGGAUCACCUGGUUUGAAGGGUGAACUUGGUCAGCCUGGUCUACCUGGAUUCCCUGGAUUGGAAGGUCAACCUGGAUUACCUGGUCCACCUGGUGCUUUGGGUCCACCUGGCCCACCUGGACCGGCCUAUCGUGACGGUUUUGUGGUUGUUACCCAUUCCCAGACCACUCAGGUACCACAAUGCCCUCAGGGUACUCAGAAGUUGUGGGAUGGCUACAGUAUGCUGUACCUGGAGGGUAACGAAAAGGCCCACAGUCAAGACCUGGGCCACGCCGGCUCUUGCCUACCCCGCUUCAACACCAUGCCCUUCCUGUUCUGCGACUUCAACGACGUGUGCAACUACGCCUCCCGCAACGACAAGUCGUACUGGCUGAGUACCGGCGCAGCACUACCGAUGAUGCCCGUAGCCGAGCAGGAGAUCGAGCCCUACAUCUCCAGAUGCUCGGUCUGUGAAGCACCGGCCAACGUGAUCGCCGUCCACUCCCAGUCCAUCCAAAUCCCCAACUGUCCGGCCGGCUGGAGCUCCCUCUGGAUCGGCUACUCCUUCGCUAUGCACACUGGAGCUGGUGCCGAGGGUGGAGGACAGUCGUUGAGUUCUCCUGGAUCGUGUCUGGAAGACUUCAGAACCACACCGUUCAUCGAAUGUAAUGGAGCCAGAGGCACGUGCCACUUCUUCGCCAACAAGUUCAGCUUCUGGCUGACUACCAUCGAUGACAACGAUCAGUUUACUGUAGGUCUUUGUUAUAUAACAGUAAGGUGGGGGAAAAGUGGGAGAUAAGGCGGGGUAGAGCAGUUAUAGGUGUGGGGGCAGGGUAGCUACCGUUUUGACGUUAUAUGGGGGUAGGGUGUGGUAUGGGGGUAGUGCAUGAGAGUAGGGCAUCAAGGCAGGGUAUGGGGUUGGGGUGUGGGAGUAAGGUAGGGUAGGGUAAAAGGGUAAGGUAUAGGGGUACGGUAGGGUAUCGGGGUAAGGUAUGGGGGUGGGGUAUGGGGUAGGGUAUGGGGUUGGGGUAUGGAGGUAAGGUAGGGUAUAGGGGUAAGGUGUGUGGGUAGGGUAUGUGGGUAGGGUAUGGGAGUACGGCAUGGGUAGGGUAUAACGUAUAAAUGUAUUGUAGAGUAUGGGGGUAGAGCGAUGAGGGCCGAGUAGAGCAUGGGUGUAGGCUAGGAAAGGUAGUUUUGGGUAUGGGUUAGACUAUGUAGCAGUGUCUAAAAGUAAGGGUACGGGUAAGGUAUUGGGUAAAAUUUGGGGAUAGGGCAUGGGGGUAGGGUAAGAUAGGGUAUUGGAGUAGGGUCUGAGGUACGAUAUGGGAGUACGGUAUUGGGGCAGAGAAAGGUAUGGAGUAAGGAUAGUAGGGUAGGGCAGGGUAGGGUAGGGUACGGUAGGGUAGAGCAAAACUUAAUUUUUUUUUCAAAAAUUUUUAAAUUUAAAAUUUUUUCAGAUCCCACAAAGCCAGACCGUGAAGGCAGGCAACUCGAGGUCGCGCGUCUCCAGAUGCCAAGUUUGCAUCAAGAACCGAUGA
Messenger RNA from Bursaphelenchus okinawaensis, 11139 nucleotides. Lineage: Eukaryota; Metazoa; Nematoda; Chromadorea; Rhabditida; Aphelenchoididae. The record is from the annotation of a GenBank genome assembly.